Molecule: messenger RNA, 758 nt
Organism: Suillus fuscotomentosus
Lineage: Eukaryota; Fungi; Basidiomycota; Agaricomycetes; Boletales; Suillaceae
Exons: 3
Coding region: 36-695 (219 amino acids)
Source: RefSeq, a predicted model, not a curated record
GCCUGUCUGCACUCUUUACAACUCUACAUCCAACAAUGAACCAGUUAUUCACAAUUUACUUUGUAUUCGCUUACAUCGGCGAGCUACUUGCUGCAGGCAUGGUCGGCUUUUUUGCCCCUGUUGGAUUCCUGUCUCCAUUCAUGCUUAGCAUAACUCUCUUAUCCUUCCUACUUGCACUGCUUCAUGUUCGCCUGGUGCACACAGUGUUGUCAGCACACAAAACCGAUCCCCCCGUCCACAAUUGCCUCUUGUCUCAUGCAGCAAUGGGUUCAGGAUUUGUGGUGGUCUCAAUCGAGGUUCGCUCUUACGACAUAACACACACCCUGCCGCUCAAAGGAUAUUUGAGAAAUCUGAUAAUACCAGUGUAUGCCUGCAUAUUACUUUGCAUGAUCAUCUUCUAUCGUUGGUCGCUAGGCUACUGCGCUGACAGGCAAGAUUUGAGGUCGCUGGGGGAUUUUUAUGACUGCUUGCUCUCAUGGUUUUCAUCACGUAUUGCGUCCCAUACCAACACUCCGGAAACACUCCCCCAAACACUCUCCGAGCCAUUCACCAACCACUUCGACACUCCCAUGUCACCUGUAAGUCACACAGUGGGUACCUCGGACGUACUUCCCCAACCUUAUUACCAGCUUUCAGACCUAGACCAUAGAGAGAAUAAGUCAGAUGAAGAAUCUUGCAUUGGUCUCCAGGUGUAGACCUUGUACAGCAGCCAGCUACGCAUGAAAGUGUCAUUAGGCAGCAAUUCAAUGCUAUUGCCA